This is a messenger RNA of Hevea brasiliensis (rubber tree), 1155 nucleotides long. RefSeq names its product ras-related protein RABE1c. The record is from RefSeq and is a predicted model, not a curated record. Bases 299 to 880 code for a protein of 193 amino acids. Gene Ontology annotation, cellular component: plasma membrane. Gene Ontology annotation, molecular function: GTPase activity; GTP binding. NCBI's taxonomy places the organism in Eukaryota, Viridiplantae, Streptophyta, Magnoliopsida, Malpighiales, Euphorbiaceae. The transcript is spliced from 9 exons. Gene Ontology annotation, biological process: regulation of exocytosis; protein secretion.
AGAGAGACAAGGGUGUCCCAAACUCGUUGGACACGAUCUCUGCAUCUCGCUCUCUCUUGCUUGGUAAACCUAAGGUUGCUCUCUCCCUCUCUGAUUUUGAUCUUACAUAGGUCUCUCUCUCUGUUUCUGUAGUUUUUGUUUGCGCACAGAGGGAAUUUGAUUCGUGGGUUGAAUUGAUUUGGAGGAGAAAGGAUGGCCGCACCACCAGCAAGGGCUCGUACUGAUUACGAUUGCUUGAUUAAGCUUCUCUUGAUUGGGGAUAGCGUGAUUUGAAGGGUUUAUUUCAUCAUUUCAACAAAUGGGUGUCGGGAAGAGUUGUCUGCUACUGCGCUUCUCUGAUGGUUCCUUCACAACCAGUUUCAUUACCACUAUUGGCAUUGACUUUAAAAUAAGAACAAUCGAGCUUCAUGGAAAACGGAUUAAAUUGCAAAUCUGGGAUACAGCUGGUCAGGAGCGUUUUCGAACUAUCACAACAGCAUAUUAUCGUGGAGCCAUGGGGAUUUUGCUGGUGUAUGAUGUUACUGAUGAAUCGUCUUUCAACAAUAUUAGGAACUGGAUUCGCAAUAUUGAGCAACAUGCCUCUGACAAUGUCAACAAAAUACUGGUGGGAAACAAGGCAGACAUGGAUGAAAGUAAAAGGGCUGUGCCUACGUCCAAGGGUCAAGCUCUUGCAGAUGAGUAUGGUAUCAAGUUCUUUGAAACUAGUGCAAAGACAAAUUUGAAUGUCGAGGAGGUUUUCUUUUCAAUUGCAAGGGAUAUCAAGCAAAGGCUUGCAGAAACUGAUUCCAGGGCUGAGCCUCAAACAAUCAAGAUCAACCAACCAGGCCAGGCAGCCAGUGGUGGCCAAGCAGCCCAAAAGUCAGCUUGCUGCGGUUCAUAAAGGGGAAGUUAAAAUACAGACCGAGGGGGGGAAGGUUAUGCCAGUGGCCCCCGUUGGGGUAUAAAAUUGAUUCUGAUGACAUUGUGCUGGGCCCAGUUAUUUGUGCCCUUGUUAUUUUUCCCAAUUACCAAGCUUAGUGUGUUUGAGGCAGUAUUUUAUUUGAUUAAUAUUUGCAAUUUAUUAUGACACCCUUUUACAUUUCCUUUGGGGCUCGAACUCAUUUGACUAGUGUUCAUGUAGAUAGAUAAUCAAAAUUUAGCUCAUUUCUUCUGAUA